This is a messenger RNA of Rangifer tarandus platyrhynchus (Svalbard reindeer), 1323 nucleotides long. Lineage: Eukaryota; Metazoa; Chordata; Mammalia; Artiodactyla; Cervidae. The record is from the annotation of a GenBank genome assembly.
AUGGUCCACGGGUACAAGGGGGUCAAAUUCCAAAACUGGGCAAGGACCUAUGGCUGUUGCCCGGAGAUGUACUUUCAGCCCACAUCUGUGGAGGAGAUCAGAGAGGUGCUGGCCCUGGCCAGGCAGCAGAACAAGCGGGUGAAGGUGGUGGGUGGUGGCCACUCACCCUCAGACAUCGCCUGCACUGACGGCUUCAUGAUCCACAUGGGCAUGAUGAACCGCGUCCUCAAGGUGGACACAGAGAAGAAGCAGGUGACCGUGGAGGCCGGCAUCCUCCUGGCUGACCUGCACCCGCAGCUGGACAAGCAUGGCCUGGCUUUGUCCACCCUGGGAGCUGUGUCAGACGUGACAGCAGGUGGCGUCAUCGGGUCUGGAACCCACAACACGGGGAUCAAGCACGGCAUCCUGGCCACACAAGUGGUGGCACUGACCCUGAUGAUGGCCGACGGGACCAUUCUCGAGUGUUCCGAGUCCAGCAACGCAGAGGUAUUCCAGGCUGCGCGCGUGCACCUGGGCUGCCUCGGAGUCAUCCUCACAGUCACACUGCAGUGUGUGCCCCAGUUCCACCUGCAGGAGACCACCUUCCCCUCAACCUUGAAUGAGGUUCUUGACAACCUGGACAGUCACCUGAAGAAAUCCGAAUACUUCCGCUUUCUCUGGUUCCCACACAGCGAAAACGUCAGUGUAAUCUACCAGGACCACACCACCAAGCCGCCCUCCUCUUCAGCCAACUGGUUCUGGGACUACGCUAUUGGAUUCUACUUAUUGGAGUUCCUACUCUGGAUCAGCACCUUCUUGCCAGGCCUUGUGGGCUGGAUCAAUCGCUUUUUCUUCUGGCUCCUGUUCAACGGGAAGAAGGAAAACUGCAACCUCAGCCACAAGAUCUUCACCUACGAGUGCCGCUUCAAGCAGCAUGUCCAGGACUGGGCCAUCCCCAGAGAGAAGACCAAAGAGGCCCUGCUGGAGCUGAAGGCCAUGCUGGAGGCGAACCCCAAGGUGGUGGCCCACUACCCCGUGGAGGUCCGCUUCACUCGCGGGGACGACAUCCUGCUGAGCCCCUGCUUCCAGCGCGACAGCUGCUACAUGAACAUCAUCAUGUACAGGCCCUAUGGUAAGGACGUGCCGCGGCUGGACUACUGGCUAGCCUACGAGACCAUCAUGAAGAAGGUGGGAGGCAGGCCCCACUGGGCCAAGGCCCACAACUGCACCCGGAAGGACUUUGAGAAAAUGUACCCAGCCUUCCAGAGGUUCUGUGCUAUCCGAGAAAAGCUGGACCCCACAGGGAUGUUCCUGAACGCCUAUCUGGAGAAGGUGUUCUACUGA